AUGGAUUCAGAAGCUGUAUUAGCGCCAGGCGAUGAACCUUAUCCGCCAGCAGUACAUAGAAAGUUUUCUCCAGACGGAAGCGCCUUGCGUUAUGCUGGAAACACAACUGUUUGUCAUAUCCCAGCUGAAUCGCCUCUGCUUGUCGGCCUAUGGGAUGUAUACAACACAAUCACCUCUCAUCCUACUCUUUCGCAAAACUUUCGUCUUCUCCCACCUGAUUCGUGGCACAUGACGGUAUUUGACGGCGUCCGUGAGGAAGAGUGCGAGCCGGGUAUGUGGCCAGACGGCUUGGAGAAGUUACCACUGGAUGAGUGCACGAUGAACUUUUCUAGAACUGUGAGUAGUCUAGGCCUCACGUUGGAAGAGGAGGGUCUGGCGCCACCCUAUAGAAUGCGUGCUAUUGGUUUUCAGAUUGGUCAAUUUGGUAUGGCGCUGGAUAUUGUGGGGGCGACGGAUGAAGAGGAAAGGCGCAUGAGAAGGUUGCGAGACAGGCUCGCCGACUCCUUCGGGUUCCGCGCGCCUAAUCAUUUAACAUACCGAUUUCACGUCAGUAUAGCGUAUCUUAUCCGGUGGAUGGGAGACGAGGAGAAGCGUGAGUUUGACAAGGCUAUUGCGCGCUUGUUGCCUAACAUUACGAUGGAAUUUGAGCUCGGGGCUGUUGAAUUUUGCAUAUUUGAUACUAUGCUUGCAUACCCUAGGAUGUUUUACUUAGGAUAA
Fusarium subglutinans is the source of this 717-nucleotide messenger RNA. RefSeq names its product RNA ligase cyclic nucleotide phosphodiesterase. The record is from RefSeq and is a predicted model, not a curated record. The transcript has a single exon. The coding region runs from base 1 to 717 and encodes 238 amino acids. Lineage: Eukaryota; Fungi; Ascomycota; Sordariomycetes; Hypocreales; Nectriaceae.